Cottoperca gobio is the source of this 3188-nucleotide messenger RNA. RefSeq names its product NOP14 nucleolar protein homolog (yeast) (gene nop14). Lineage: Eukaryota; Metazoa; Chordata; Actinopteri; Perciformes; Bovichtidae. Gene Ontology annotation, biological process: maturation of SSU-rRNA. Gene Ontology annotation, cellular component: Noc4p-Nop14p complex; nucleolus; small-subunit processome. The transcript has 19 exons. The record is from RefSeq and is a predicted model, not a curated record. The coding region runs from base 186 to 2807 and encodes 873 amino acids.
GAGCUCUUGUUUGCUCCCUUCCUUGUUUUCAACUUUGACCUCAGACUUGUGCACGCUGUAAAUGGAAACAACGUGGAUAGGAAAAGAUUAAAGUGUUAUUUAUUAAAUACAGAGUUGGCAGAGAGUUAGUGUCCCAUGUUUUCUUCCGCCUCGACUUAACAACUCGACUCCUCCGCGGCUGAAAGAUGGGGAAGGUGCCUAAGAAGAGGAGUCUUGCCGACAAGGUCCGCAAGACCAAGACCUCUACUGAGAUCAAAAACAACCCCUUUGAAGUGAAAAUCAACAAGAAGAAAUUUGACAUUCUGGGCAGAAAAACCAAGCAUGAUGUGGGUCUGCCUGGUGUGUCUCGAUCCAAAGCCAUUAAUAAGAGAAAAGAGACUCUCCUGAAGGAAUACAAACAGAAGGGCAAGUCCAGCAAAUUCAUUGACAGACGCUUUGGGGAGUAUGACACCAACAUGGCACCAGAAGACAAAAUCCUGAAGAGGUUCGCGAUGGAGAGACAGCGUGUGCACGAUAAGAAGGAUUUGUUCAACUUGAAUGAGGAGGAGGAACUCACUCAUUACGGCCAGUCGCUGGCUGAGAUGGAGAAAUUCAAUGACCAUGUGAAUAGCGAUGAUGAAUUAGAAGAGAAAGGUUCUUUGUCAGCUGAGCUGACUGCCACCCACUUUGGAGGAGGGGGCCUCCUCAGAAAGAGAACAUUAGGGGAGCAGGAGGGGGAAGAAGGAAGGAUGAGGGCCAAGUCCAGGCAGGAGCUGAUAGAAGAGCUCAUCCAGAAGUCCAAGAAGGAGAAGCGUGACCGACAGGUGCAGAAAGAGGAGUCACAAGAGCUGACUGAGAAGCUGGAUCAUGAGUGGAAGAGCAUCCAGGCUCUGAUGGUGCAAAAGAUGCCCAAAAGCGAACGUCCCGAGGAGGAGAAGCCAAAGUUGGAACAGUACGACAUGAUGGUCAGAGAGCUCGUCUUCGAGAUGAAGGCUCAGCCAUCGGAGAAGCUGAAAACCCCAGAGGAGCUCGCCCGGGAGGAAAGGGAGAAGCUGCAGAAACUGGAGGCGGACCGUCUCAGGAGGAUGAUGGGAGAUCAAGUCGCGGAGAGUUCACAGAGUCAGAUUCACAUGUCUGCUGAUGACCUCAAUGAUGGCUUCAUCCUGGAUAAGGACGACCAGAAGACCCUUUCUUAUCAGGAUGGAAAAUGGAACAUUGGAGAGGAAGAUAAGAAUGAAGAAGAGUUACAGAGUGGAGAGGAGGAGGAGGAGGAGGGAGAGGAGGAGGAGGAGGAGGAGGAGGAGGAGGAGGAGGGGGAAUCAGAGGCAGAUGAGGAAGAUGGAGAUGAAGAAGAAGAGGAGCAGGAGGGGAGCAGUGAAGAAGAAGAUGCACACUCAGACCUGGAGUCCGAGCAAGAGAGCGAGGAUGAGGAGAGAAAACAGGAGGAUGAGGAGACCAGUGCCAAACCGAGUCUGAGCAAAGAGGAGAUAAAGGCUCAGCAGGAGGCAGCUAAAGCAGAGCUCCCAUACACAUUUACUGCUCCAGAGAGCUUCAGCGACCUGAAAGAUUUGCUGCAUGGCCACACCCCGGACAACCAGCGCCUCAUUGUGGCCAGGACUCAGAAAAGCAACCACGCUAGUUUGGCUGUAGGCAAUAAGCUCAAACUGCAGAAACUGUUAGGCUUUCUGUUGGAGUACGUUGGAGAACUGGCCACCAGGAGUCCACCUGAACUCACCACCAUAGAUAAGCUCAUACCAGAGUUGUACACUUUGUGUCAGAUGUUUCCGGAAGCCGCCUGUAAGGCCAUGCAGAGCGUCCUCGGAGACGCUGGACACAGCACGGAGGAGGUGCUUGAGGUCAAAGGGCAUCUUGCUUUCCCAACACUAGACAUGCUCAUCUACUUGAAGGUGACAGCCCUGCUGUUUCCUACCUCAGACUUCAGACACCCUGUCACCACUCCAGCGCUGCUUUACAUCAGCCAGGCUCUCACCAAGUGUCCAUUGAGAUCCUUACAGGACGUGACGUCAGGUUUAGUGCUGUGCUGUCUGGCUGUGGAGUACGUCUCUUUUUCAAAGCGCUUCCUGCCUGAGCUCAUCAACUUCCUGGCUGGAACGCUACAUCUGGCCGUGAAGGACAAGACGUCUCUAGGUCGCAUUGUGGUGCCGCCUUUUAGGCCAUCGGGGAAGUGCAGUGAUCUGCUGGUGUUGUCGGAUCCCGAGUCCUGCAAGAACUGGAGCAAGAAAAGCCUUUCAUUGUCCGCGACCCAACACCUGGAGCUCAAAAACGACCUGGACAGAGAUCACCAUAGGUUGAUGUGUCUAUCUACUUGCCUGGACCUGGUGAAGCGGUGCUGCCUGCUCUACAAAGACCACAUGUCCUUCACACACAUCUUCCAGCCAAUCAGAACGCUGCUUUCCAAACAUCUUUCAGCCCAAGCCCUACCAGAGCUUUUACAGGAGCUGCACAGUGAGAUCCUGGAGACCAUCGGCAGCGUUCCUGUGACUCACAGUCGGCUGGUUUUAGAGAGGAAGAAGCCAAUUCCUCUGAAGCUGCUCACACCCAAGAUUGUUGAAGUGUUGGACUACGGAAAGAAGCGUGGCAGCACCAGAGAGGAGAGAGAGAAGGAGAAACUGAAGCACAAGUACAAGAAGGAGUUCAAGGGCGCUCUGAGGGAGAUCAGGAAGGACUCGCGCUUCUUGGCCAGAGAGAAGCUCAAUGAGGUCAUGGACAGAGAUUCGGAGAGAAAGAGGAAAGUGAGGGAGCUCUUCGGCAGCUUGGCCACUCAGGAGGGAGAGUGGAAGGCCCUGAAGAGGAGGAAGGGGAAGUAAAAUACAGAGUCUUCAUCGCUUCUCUCCAUCACCUGUUCCCUGUCAAAUGGACAUCCAACAGCCUGUACGAGGUUGACAUUUGUGGAACUGUUUUGUUCUUAAUGGAUUUUUGUUUGUUUUUAAUCGCAAGAUGAUAAAUUCAACUUCCUUGUCGCAACACACAUUUUAUACAGUUUGACAAAUAGCUGUGAGAAAUGCUCACCGAGUUGUCAAAUAUUAUGAAGUAGGCGUUUGAUGCGAGGAUCGGAUACUGUUGUUGGAAACGUCAGUCAACACAGCAGUGAAUACUUGAUUUGCAUUCUUUUUGUUUUCACCAGAAUGCAUCAAUAUAAUGUGCUAAGUACAGAACAAAUAAACGACUGUUCUCUUAUUUUCCAUCAA